This is a messenger RNA of Mizuhopecten yessoensis (Yesso scallop), 3086 nucleotides long. RefSeq lists its product as uncharacterized. The record is from RefSeq and is a predicted model, not a curated record. The transcript has 7 exons. Bases 127 to 1065 code for a protein of 312 amino acids. NCBI's taxonomy places the organism in Eukaryota, Metazoa, Mollusca, Bivalvia, Pectinida, Pectinidae.
ACACACACCCGGGCACAGCAGCUAGUUGGGACGGCACAGUGUUGAUAGGAGUGUGAACAGGGUUUAGUGUACAAGCAUCAAAGUGAUUCUUAAUCUUUGUAUCGGUGAGGUGAUAAAGACGGGAUCAUGCUUCUCCUGAAAGUUCUUCUGUUUUGCCUUCAAGGUCUCGCCAUCGUGGCUGAUGACUACUUCCGGGAGGACAAGAUGAAUUCUGGGUUUAUGUUUAUUCCCUACCUGCUGAAAGAGUCCCACGACCACAUUGAAGACUGCCUGUCGUUUUGUGAACUUGAACCAAAAUGUAACAUCGUGACCUUUGACAAGACACGCCGCAUGUGUAGGGGAUAUGAAAACGUCACCCAAUCGGAAGCUUUCAUCGCAGUACCCGGCACGAAGCUGUGGUCAAACAACAGACAGAAGACCCAACGAUAUUCCUACCCUGGGAAGACCUGGGUUGCUGACCAGUCACGUGUAGGUAAGGUCUACAGCCCAACCAACUGGAGAGAGUUUAUUCCCCAGCUUGACGACUGCGUGGUCCGUUGCCGGAAUCAUCCCGACGGAUGUCAUUACCUCACAUUCACAGAGCACCUUUCGGAUUGCCGAUCUUUCCUUGGCACUGCUGAUUCAGAAGUGGCGUUGGCAAAUACAACCGUUUGGAUGCAAAGCCAGUUUGGAAGAGACUUGGAGUCGCCAGAGUCGUUCUACUUGAUCGUGAAAGAAAAUCUGAACCGCGCAAAUGCACAAGCGUAUUGUGAAAAGGACGGAAUUUCUGGACAUCUGCUGAAGGUCAACAACGUUGAGGAGAAAGAUUUCCUGUACAACAACGGGGCGUUUGAUGCUGCAACAACUGCCACCCUGUGGAUGGAUGCGGAGGCGAAUGCCGACGGUCGAUUUCUGUGGAAUGUCGGGAGACCAGAACUCGCUUACACGUACUUGGCUUAUGGUGAACCCGCCGAUACGGCCAACAAAAAGUGCCUAACCAUGUCGAAAGCAACCGGAAAAUGGGCAAGUGCCAACUGUGCUGCCACCAUGCACUUUGUGUGCGAGAUGGACAAGCUGUCAUGGUAAGCAGACAGACAAAUGCACCGUGACCACUUGAGAGUUCCUUAAUUUUAUUUCCUCUCUGGAUUCGGCCUAAGGGUUAACUCUCCCACCUCACUUUGAUAUAUAUCCUUGCCUGACAAAGAGUUCUAGUCUAGGAAAGCCAUAAUUUUUGUGUAUGAAUUUGGACUUAUUUAUUAUUUAUUGCAUAUCUGAAGGGUAUACACUAUAAUUGUUAUUAUUAGUACAUGAUUAACCUCCCAUAAACCCCAAAAGGUCUUUAGUGCCAACAGGUGGUCGACAAAAACAAAUGCAAAAUAAAGACAUUAACCAAACGUAAAAAUGGGAGACAAUAGUUGACUUUAAAACUCAAUAGAGAGUGACUAGAUAACUUUAAUACAAAUAUAGCGAUAAGUUCUGAACAGACACGAGUAUCAUGUAUACACAGUAUGGUAUUUUAAAUUAUUUUACAUUUGAAAGGUACACAGAAAAAAAGAUCAGAAAAGAUUAAAUGAAAAUGGGAAUAACUAAAACAAAAAAGAGUAGAGCAUGAAAUAGCACGUUAUCUAAUAGAGCUGAUACCAAUUUCACCAAACACAAGGGCAGGGGGCAAUGGAACAAUUUUGUUUUUAGUUACAUUUUCACUGUGAUUUUUGUGAUUGUAAUAAGUAACAAUAUUUACAUUUUUCGGUUAAUUCAUUGGUUGCUAUAUCAAAUACGGUUAAACUUACAAUUGAAUAUCUACAUCUAAAGGUAGAUUCCCAUAAUGUAUAGGUUCAUUUUACCACCUAUCAGAAAAAGGGUUUGUUUAUAUUGUGUGUCUAGUCUUAUCCGUAUUUUUAUAUGCAUGCUUACGUUCGGACAAAGAAUCAGAGUGAGAAGGAUAGUUUAUAUAAAUUAUUGUAUCUGUGUGCCGUACGUUCUGCUUACUUAAACAAACCUGCCUAUAAAUACCGCCGAAGGAAGAGAACUCACUUUUAGAACAAAUUAAUUUGGAAUUUAUGGUAUGGAGACUUUACAGACAUGUGAUGAUUUUAGAAAACAGUUUUCUUGGAAUGAUGUCAUAAUAGAAGUUAUCUUAAUACGGAGGUAUGGUAGUCUAGUGGCAGAACGCCGGGCUCGUUGCGGGUUCGAGUCACGGCACGGCACUGUGUUGUAUCUUUGAGCAAGAUACUUUACUCCGAUUGUUUCAGUGUACUCAGCUGUAAAUAGGUACGUGGUUGGGCAGUACUAGAAUUGCUGAAUGCUAGCAAUGAAUGCCGAAAUGGCAGCACCGGCUAUAUGCUCCCAAAUGAGUUUAGAAAGAUAUUGGCUAGUUGCAAAGGUCCUAUAACCGCGGAUAAUAAUUUGUGAACCGCUUUCAGACGACCUACGCACUAGGUUGUAAAAAAGCGUCAUACAAUAAUUAGUAGUUAAUAGGCAAGUGGUAUGUAUAUAGAGUCAUAUUUUAAGAUGGAUUUUUUAUGAUAAAUGACUCUAAAGUCAGUAAGUCUCAUACAGUAUUGUGUUUUGUUUUUGGUAAUUAAUUGUAUAUCAUUGAACAUGUCAAUGGGUUUGGAGGAAUGCGUUUUUAAUGUUUUAAAUAUUUAUUGUUUUUCACAGAUUCCAGAUUUAUUGACUUCUGUGUAUGAAAUGUACAGAAUUGCUUGAAAUGUUGCAAAGUCAGAGUAUUUUUUUAAUAAUCAUUAAUUCAGCAGAUCUAUGUGAAAGACAUUACGUCAUACUUAUCCUAACUAAAUUUGCCUAUACAAAGACAUUGUUCACGUUAAGAUAGGCCAAGAAAGAAGGGAAACCGUGGUCAUGCUCGUUAGUUUUCCGUAAGGAUAGGCCAGGGAAAGUUCGUGACAACGGGGUCCUAUUUGUUUGUGUCCCGUCAGGACAGGCCAAUGAAAGUUCGUGACAACGGGGUCCGGGCCUAUUUGUUUGUGUCCCGUCAGGACAGGCCAAUGACAGUUCGUGAAUCCCAGGUAUUGGUCGCUUGUUUCUCGUGUGCAGGCUAUGUUAGACUGUUGUUACAUGAACAUGCUAUUAAUCAUCAUUAUUCUUGA